UUUCGAACUCCCACCCAACCGCGGAGAGGACAAUGCAGACUCCACACAGAAAACACUAACCGCACGCCGGACGAGAACUGAAGGGAGAACCUCUUGCUGUGAGGCAACACCGCUACCGCUGUACCAUCGCGGAUAAAACAAACACCGCAAAUUGCGGUCCGCAAUACACAACUUAAUUCUCGCAUCACGUUUCCAGUACUUAAUGUGGUCCGUUACCGUCGCUAAAAAUUUGGGUCAGAAAAAACAGCUCACAAAAGUGCACUCAAAAUGAAAUUAAAUAAACAUUAGUUAUACUCACACUAGAUAGCACUGAAUAAGUCUGUCUAUACUUCACAUGAAAUCUCUUCAGAAAGUUUUCAGGGUAGCUCAUUGAAGGCGGGACUACGUAAAUGAGAGAAACUACCAGUCGUCUCAACGGCGGAAGAUCUUGUGGGACAGUUUUAAUCUACGGACCGGAAGCAGACCUCAACUUCUGUUCUGUUUGUACGGACUACCCGGCGCGAGUUGUAUGCCAUGGCGAAUCUUAUGACUAGAGAUCCUGCAGUAGACCGGUCGUUGCGUUCCGUUUUUGUGGGUAACAUUCCAUAUGAAGCAACAGAAGAACAGCUAAAGGACAUUUUUUCCGAAGUUGGGCCAGUGGUCAGUUUUAGGUUGGUAUAUGAUAGAGAAACUGGUAAACCUAAAGGCUAUGGGUUCUGUGAAUACCAAGAUCAGGAAACUGCCCUUAGUGCCAUGCGUAAUCUGAAUGGGCGUGAAUUUAGUGGACGAGCAUUGCGAGUGGACAAUGCUGCCAGUGAGAAGAACAAGGAGGAACUAAAGAGUCUGGGUACUGGGGCCCCAGUCAUUGAAUCGCCAUAUGGUGACCAUGUACCAGCUGAAGAUGCUCCUGAAUCCAUUAGCCGUGCUGUUGCCAGCCUUCCACCAGAACAAAUGUUUGAACUAAUGAAGCAGAUGAAGCUUUGUGUACAGAACAGCCCCCAGGAAGCUCGAAACAUGUUGCUGCAGAAUCCCCAACUGGCUUAUGCCCUGCUGCAGGCCCAAGUCGUUAUGAGAAUUGUUGACCCUGAAAUUGCAAUGAAAAUGUUACAUCGUCCAGUAAAUGUGCAGCCUGUAGGCUCAAAUAACCAGCCAGGUCCCGGCUCAAAUGCACCAAUGAACCAACCACCACCUCCAGGGCCUCAACCACAGCCAAUGUCUGCGAACUUGGUCAGCCAUAGUCCUCCUAUGCUUCAGUUUCUUCCAUCUCAAGGAGGCAUACCUGCACCACUAGGAAAUCCUACGCCUCUAAAUGGAAGAGGUGUCAUGCCUUCUCAGAUGGGUAACCCUCCUAGUGGACCUGGUCCAAUGCCCAGAGGACAAGGAAGCAUGCAGCUCUCACCUCUAGGACCUGCUGGGCCUGGACUGCUUGAACGAUCACAAGUACCACUUACAGAUCCCAGAGCUUCUAUGCAGCGAGGUCCAGCAGUAUCUGGCGUUCCACCACCUCGAGGCUUGCUUGGAGAUGGACCGAAUGACCCUCGAGGAGGUACUCUACAUGCAGUUACCAGUGAUGUGGACCCGCCAAAUCGUUUCCUUGGAGCACCUCACCCAGGUCCACCUCUGCAUCAUAUUCCGCCUCAUGAUAACAGAGGUCCACCAGCACAUGAGCUGAGAGGAGGACCUAUGGAAUCCAGAGGAAUGAUAGAGCCAAGAGGGCCAUUGCUUGACCAGAGAGGACCACCCCUGGAUACCAGAGCUGGAAGAGACCCUAGAAGUAUGGAUGCACGCAAUAUGGAGUCACGUGUACCAGUCCCUGCACCUAGAGUAACCAUGCCAGGAGGAGGUGGAGGUGGAAUUCCAAACCAAGGACCAAUCCCUAUGUCAAGUAGUGGGCCCCAAGUUCCUAGACCGGCUCCAAGCUUGCAAGUGAAUAGCCAAGGAGGUGGUUUUAGUCCUGCUCAAAAUCAGGUCACACCACAAGAUCAUGAGAAGGCGGCUCUCAUCAUGCAGGUACUACAGCUGACUCCUGACCAGAUUGCAAUGUUACCUCCUGAGCAGAGACAGAGCAUCCUCAUUCUCAAGGAACAGAUCCAGAAAUCCACAGGAGCUUCAUAACAGGUGUUUUCUUACCCAUUUUUGCAAUGUCCAGCUUAGAAGGAAUGAAGUGUCCUGCAAUGUUUAUUCAUUGAGAAUCUGCUCUGAACACAGAAUGGACAGUAGCCCAGUAAAAUAUAUGAACCGUUGCCAAUUUUUUUUUUUUUUUUUUUUUUUUCUUAAACAUUAUUAGAGGUGUUGUACAGCUGAAUCAUAUGUCUCUUGCUUUAUAUUUGUCCUUACCAGUAAAUGUUACUGUAUUUUUUUUUGUUAUAGUAAUGCUGGUUGAGACAAUGAGCGGCAUGACAUUAGUCACCGUGUUUCAUUCAGGCAUAUUGUGGUGGAAGUACUGCUGCAUUUCAGGACCUGUAGGAACAAUUUCCCCACUACUCUUCUAAGACAUUAUCUGUUUAUCACUUUUGUAAUAAAGUAUAUAUGUCUAGUUUUGCUGACUUACUAGUACAUAUUAUUAGAGCCGACCCUGUGUGCAAAAAUGGGAACAAGAGGUUGUGGAUGGAUGGAUUUUAGAGCCUUAUUUUUGUUGUAUGCACUGUUCUCCAUGGAAUGUUGUCUUGUGUUUCUGUAAUUAUCAGGUCAGUCCUGCAGCAAAGCUCUAAAGCUGUGACAAGCAGUUGUGAUUUGUGAGUCUACAGAGAAUUUAAUUUUUGGAUGACUAGAGGAUGACCGUGGAAAAUUACUUUGGAGGCUGGUAUUACAUAGUUAAAGAAAAUAUAUUUUAUAAGUUUUUCUGCCAUCUAGCAGAAUUUUCAUAUGUGCUUAGAGUACUUGGCAUAGUUGUACAACUGGGAAGGAGAACGAAGAAACAUUUUAACUGACUGUUCAGUACCUGGAUUACUGUUUGCUCUCUUUCAAGUGUUUAAUUUUUGUUGUGGCAGAAAACAUUUAAAAGGAACACAAAAGCUGUUUACCAAGAAGAAAUGGAGAAAUUGUUCCAGAAGAGUAUACAACCAAAAAAUGAAGUUCCUGACAUUAAAAAAGCAUAGGAUCUUAGGAGGUUACUAGGAUAAUGGCCAUAGGGCCCUUACAAGCCUAACCAAGUUCAACCCAUGUUCCCAAGGGUGUCUGGGUGUCACGGUUACGGAACAGUGCGCUACGAUAUUACCCAUACCCUAAACAUGCUCACAAAAAAUACAAUUAAAUUAAUUUAAACUGUUAAUUUGACUGAAAAUGUAUUUGCAUACAUUUAUGUUUUCUGUACUUUGCCUGAAUAAACUUUGGGGAAAAAAACA
Messenger RNA from Protopterus annectens (West African lungfish), 3323 nucleotides. It is a transcript of the gene CSTF2, whose product is annotated as cleavage stimulation factor subunit 2. NCBI's taxonomy places the organism in Eukaryota, Metazoa, Chordata, Ceratodontiformes, Protopteridae. The transcript is spliced from 18 exons. Gene Ontology annotation, cellular component: mRNA cleavage and polyadenylation specificity factor complex. Gene Ontology annotation, molecular function: mRNA binding. Gene Ontology annotation, biological process: mRNA 3'-end processing. The record is from RefSeq and is a predicted model, not a curated record. Bases 514 to 2094 code for a protein of 526 amino acids.